AUGUCAAUUGAUUCUUAUUCUCUUACAUAUUUAUUAGUUAUUAUUUUAUCAUUAACAUUUCAAUCAUUAUCAUCAAUUCCAUUAAAAAUACAACAAUCUGGAGAAAGUUUUAUUCAAAAUCAUGAAGAAUUUAUUCCUACAAAUGAAUGGCAAAUUGUAAAAGAAGGUCAAGCUAUACCACCUGGUCUUCAUGUUCGAUUAAAUUUACAAACUGGUCUUCGAGAAGCAAAACUACUUGAAGAUACUAAAGAAAAAAUUAUAUCAAAUGAUAUUAUUUCAAUUUCAUCAAAUAAUAAUGAACAAGAACAAAUUAGUAAAAAAAAUCUUGAACGAGCAUUUGCUAAUCUUGAUUUAAGCAAAGAUGAUAUUAAAACAGAUAAAAAACAUGAAGAAGAAAUUAAAAAAAAAUUUCGUCCAUAUGAUGAAUUAAAAAAAGAUUUUCAAUCUAUGAAUAUAAAAAUUCAAACUGAUCAUGAAAUUUUAACAAAUCUUAUUAAUGAAUUAACUAAAACUAAUAAUGAACAUAAUCUUAAAACAAUUUUAACUGAUCUUGAAUUUUAUCUUCAUCAGUAUGAUAAUGCAAUAGUUUUUUCUGAUAUGAAUGGUCUUGAAUUACUUAUUCAAUUACUUAAUACAACAAAUACAUAUAAUGAUGAUAUUCGUUCUUUAACAAGUCUUGCAUUAGGUGCAGCUUUUCAAGGAAAUCCAAAAGUUCAAUUAAAAGGAUUAAAUCUUGGUUUUGUUCGAUAUUUAUUACAUUUAUUAAAUAUUGAAACAAAUAAUAAUAUUAAAUAUCGUCUUCUAUUUACAUUAUCAACAUUAUUAAGAAAUUUUCCACAAGCACAAAUAAAUUUUCUUGAAUAUGGUGGAAUUGAAACAAUAAUUAAUAUUUUCGAACAAAAUAAUUCAAAUAAUAAAAUAAAACUUAGAGCUAUUCUACUUAUGAAUGAUCUUAUUAUAGAAAAAGAUCAAGCUAUGAAUGACAAACAACAUAUCUAUGAAAAUAUUCAUAUUCGUGAUGAAUUAGUUAAAUAUAAUUGGUGUUCAUAUAUAUCUCAUUAUUUAAUAUCAAUUGAUCUUAAUGAUUUUGACCAAAUUGAUAAAUUACUCAUAGCAAUGAUAUCAUUAACAGAUGUAUGUCGAAAUGACUUUGUUUCAUUAGUACCCAUUCUUGACAAACUUAAUGAUAUUUACACAACAACAAAUCCUAAUGAAUAUUCAACAUAUAUGAAUAUUUUAACUAAUAUACAAAAAUUUCGUAAAAAUUUAUUACAAAUAUCAUCUGAUUUAUAA
Messenger RNA from Rotaria sp. Silwood1, 1293 nucleotides. Lineage: Eukaryota; Metazoa; Rotifera; Eurotatoria; Philodinida; Philodinidae. The record is from the annotation of a GenBank genome assembly.